This is a messenger RNA of Dentiscutata heterogama, 355 nucleotides long. NCBI's taxonomy places the organism in Eukaryota, Fungi, Glomeromycota, Glomeromycetes, Diversisporales, Gigasporaceae. The record is from the annotation of a GenBank genome assembly.
AUUAGAUAUUAAUCAACUUCAAUUAAUAGCACAAAUUCAUUCAUUUUAUAUUACAAAUAUAAAAUCCGAAUUAAAAUUUUCUAAAGAAAAUUUUAAUGAAGAAGAGCUUGAAACUAUAGUUAAUGAAAUAUCAGAAAAUUUAAUUAAAGAUAAUGAAGAUGAAGAUAAUAGUUUUGAUUUAGAUAAUGAAAAAGAUAAAACUAAUUUUAAUGAUUUACUUAUAGCAGAAUUAAUAGAUUUAAAUUUUUAUGAUAAUAAUGAAUCUGAAACUAAUUUAUUUUUAAAUCAACAACAAUUAGAAGAAAAAGAAAAUUUAAAUGUUGAUUUAGAAACAAUACUUGCUAAAGAAUUUUAA